Molecule: messenger RNA, 3135 nt
Organism: Rana temporaria (common frog)
Lineage: Eukaryota; Metazoa; Chordata; Amphibia; Anura; Ranidae
Gene: FZD3
Product: frizzled class receptor 3
Exons: 7
Coding region: 350-2356 (668 amino acids)
Biological process (GO): non-canonical Wnt signaling pathway; canonical Wnt signaling pathway
Cellular component (GO): plasma membrane
Molecular function (GO): Wnt-protein binding; Wnt receptor activity
Source: RefSeq, a predicted model, not a curated record
GUGUUCUAUCUCGGAGAGGGGGAGUGUCCUGUGUGUGUGAGUGCCCCCAGCAGUGAGAGCGGAGAGCUCAGAGAGGACACUUCUCCCGGAGAGGAGCUCAGGAAGACUCAUGGAUAUUAUUUCUUUGGAGGAAACAUGGAGACUGUGGUUUGGGAGUGUGGUUAGCACCUCGGAAUCUGCUAAGAAGAAAUUAUGAACCUGCAUCUAAGGAGGACACCGAAUGAUCCCAGUCUUCUGACCGCAAGGAAGGCGUCGGAAUGCCCUCUAUGAUCAAUGCGUACUGGAAGCCCCGUCACAAGAGCCGUCCAUCCAUGGGACUGUGGAGGACAGCUAAGAUUUGAAGGACACUAUGGCUCUGUACGGAUCCAUCAUGGCUGUCUUCUUCUUGAUGUCCUUUUCUCUCGUCCAAGGAGCCAUAGGACACAGCCUGUUUGCUUGUGAGCCCAUCACUCUAAGAAUGUGUCAGGACCUCCCGUACAAUACCACCUUCAUGCCCAAUCUCCUCAACCACUACGAUCAGCAGACGGCAGCUCUGGCCAUGGAGCCUUUCCAUCCCAUGGUGAAUUUGGAAUGUUCCAGAGACUUCCGGCCCUUCCUGUGCGCACUCUACGCGCCCGUCUGCAUGGAGUAUGGGCGGGUCACACUGCCGUGCCGCAGGCUGUGUCAGCGGGCGUACAACGAGUGCUUCAAGCUCAUGGAUAUGUUUGGCGUGCCGUGGCCAGAGGAGAUGGAAUGUAGCCGGUUCCCCGAUUGUGAUGAACCCUAUCCUCGAAUGGUGGACCUCAGCCUCUCCAGGGAGCCCACAGAUGACACCCCACUAGCAGUGCAAAGAGACUACGGCUUCUGGUGUCCCAGGGAGCUUAAAAUUGACCCCGAGUUGGGUUACUCCUUUUUGGGAGUGCGUGAUUGUUCCCCACCCUGCCCACACAUGUACUUCCGAAGGGAAGAACUCGCCUUCGCUCGAUAUUUUAUUGGAGUUAUUUCUAUAGUCUGCCUUUCAGCCACCUUGUUCACCUUUUUGACGUUCCUCAUUGAUGUGACCAGGUUCCGGUACCCAGAAAGACCCAUCAUAUUCUACGCCGUCUGCUACAUGAUGGUAUCGUUGAUUUUCUUCAUUGGGUUUCUACUGGAAGACCGAGUGGCGUGCAACCCUGCCAGCCCCACCCAGUACAAGGCCUCCACCGUAACCAAAGGAUCUCACAAUAAGGCUUGCACCAUGCUCUUCAUGGUUCUGUACUUCUUCACCAUGGCUGGCAGUGUUUGGUGGGUGAUCCUCACCAUCACCUGGUUCUUGGCAGCUGUUCCAAAAUGGGGGAGCGAAGCCAUUGAGAAGAAGGCACUCUUGUUUCAUGCCAGCGCGUGGGGCAUCCCGGGUACCCUCACGAUCAUCCUUCUUGCCAUGAACAAAAUCGAAGGGGACAACAUCAGUGGAGUUUGUUUUGUUGGCCUGUAUGAUGUUCAUGCCUUGAGAUACUUUGUCCUAGCACCCCUCUGCCUGAACGUUGUGGUUGGCGUGACUCUACUUUUAGCUGGGAUUAUUUCUUUGAACCGAGUGCGGAUAGAAAUCCCUCUGGAGAAGGAAAACCAGGACAAAUUGGUGAAAUUUAUGAUCCGCAUUGGCGUGUUUAGCAUUCUGUACCUUGUGCCCCUCUUGGUGGUGAUUGGCUGCUAUUUCUAUGAGCAGGCUUACCGGGGGGUGUGGGAGACCACGUGGAUUCAGGAGCGGUGCAGAGAAUAUCACAUCCCUUGCCCUUACCAGGUGACGCAGACAAGCCGUCCUGACCUCAUCCUCUUCCUGAUGAAAUACCUAAUGGCCCUUGUGGUGGGAAUACCAUCUGUCUUCUGGGUGGGCAGCAAGAAGACCUGUUUCGAGUGGGCCAGCUUUUUCCAUGGCAGGAAGAAGAAAGACAGAGGAGUCAAUGAAAGCCGUCAGGUCCUCCAGGAGCCGGAUUUUGCUCAGUCUCUUCUCCGGGACCCCAAUACUCCCAUCGUCCGCAAAUCACGAGGGACGUCCACUCAGGGAACAUCAACUCACGCCUCAUCCACUCAGCUCGCUAUGGUGGACGAGCAAAGAAGCAAAGCGGGCAGUGUCCACAGCAAGAUGAGCAGCUAUCAUGGCAGCCUUCAUCGCUCCAGGGAUGGAAGGUACACCCCAUGCAGCUACCGAGGAAUUGAAGAACGGGUCACACACGGCAGCAUGUCCCGUCUCACGGACCACUCUCUGCACAGCAGCACACAUAGACUUAAUGAGCAAUCUCGGCAAGGCAGCAUCAGAGACUUAAACAACCCUUUGUCCCACAUCUCCCAUGGUACCAGCAUGAACCGAGUCAUUGAAGAGGAUGGAGCAAGUGCCUGAAGGUCCCCUUGAUAAGAGACGCAAAUGUCUUCUUGAAAGCACUAUGUAGUUAAAAGGAAUGAACUCUGCCCCCCUUACUUACAAAGGGGACCUGUUCAUGGAUUUACAGUCCUCAGUUCUUUAACGUUCCAGAGCUGAAAACAUUGUGAAGCCAGAGCUGGUCCUGUCAUAGACGGUAUGACCCUAUAUUUCAGGAUCUCCUCUAAAAGUCAGUCCAUCUUGGUAAAUUUAUUUCCAGAAUCAGCCCUUGAAUAUCCCAAGGAGGGUAAUGAACCCAAUGCAGUAAAUCAUUGUCAAGUGUGUAACUCUUUCCUGAAGACCCGGUGUCAAAUUGUGGUUUGGACACAAGCAUUCAAGUACGUCAUGUGCUAGAAAUGAUGGUCGUCUAGUGCUUUCCACCCUCCAACAGCGAACUAUUGAAUAGGAGGUCUUUCAUCACAAAGAUCAAGUGCAAAAAAUAGUCCAGAAAGCUGAAUGAUGACUUAUCUUAUGACCUCGGGUGGCACCCCCACCCCCAACCCCCUUAGUUACAUAGUUGCCCCAUGGCAAUUUAGAGUCUUCUUCUUGGGUUUCUUAUCGAAGUGUGAAGGCCUGGUUUACUUAAAGUAUGCUCAUAAUUAUUUAUUCCCAAAUACUUCAUUCCAUAAAUAUUGGUCAAACCAAACCAUAGUCUACACACAUUAAGGUGAAAUCUAGUCUGAUGGACUUUGGGUUCAACAUUACUGAUGAUGUUCUAGUAACUUCUGGAGUAGACAACAACCCAAAUCGAGACCCGAAAA